Messenger RNA from Gastrolobium bilobum, 967 nucleotides. Its product is annotated as V-type proton ATPase 16 kDa proteolipid subunit-like. Gene Ontology annotation, biological process: proton transmembrane transport. The transcript has 3 exons. NCBI's taxonomy places the organism in Eukaryota, Viridiplantae, Streptophyta, Magnoliopsida, Fabales, Fabaceae. Gene Ontology annotation, cellular component: proton-transporting V-type ATPase, V0 domain. The record is from RefSeq and is a predicted model, not a curated record. The coding region runs from base 137 to 631 and encodes 164 amino acids. Gene Ontology annotation, molecular function: proton-transporting ATPase activity, rotational mechanism.
AGUGAUAGGUGGUGUAGCCACGUUUUCCUCACUCGUUGUACGGCAAACAGAGAUCGGAACUUGGAAAACGUCUCUGUGACGAAAUCGGAAUAUCUCACUUCUCAGAUCAGAUCUAUUCGACGUCGUUUCAGUAUUGAUGGCUCCAUUCAGCGGCGAUGAGACGGCACCGUUUUUUGGCUUCCUUGGAGCCGCAGCUGCCCUUGUCUUCUCCUGUAUGGGAGCUGCGUAUGGCACAGCAAAGAGUGGCGUAGGUGUGGCUUCGAUGGGUGUAAUGAGACCAGAGCUGGUGAUGAAGUCUAUUGUCCCUGUUGUUAUGGCUGGAGUUUUGGGUAUUUAUGGCCUUAUUAUCGCUGUUAUAAUCAGUACAGGGAUUAAUCCAAAGGCUAAAUCUUAUUACCUCUUUGAUGGUUAUGCACAUCUCUCCUCUGGCCUUGCCUGCGGGCUGGCUGGGCUUGCUGCUGGCAUGGCUAUUGGUAUUGUUGGUGAUGCUGGUGUUAGAGCCAACGCUCAGCAGCCAAAACUUUUUGUUGGAAUGAUUCUCAUCCUCAUCUUUGCCGAAGCUCUUGCCCUGUAUGGUCUCAUUGUUGGUAUUAUCCUGUCUUCUCGUGCUGGUCAGUCUAGAGCUGAUUAAGAAAGGAGCUGUGCUGCAAAAUAUUCUUUGAUCACCCUUCUUAUUAAGAGGGCGAUGGGGUAAACUUUUUAGUUAUGAGGUUAGUAAUGUUCGGAUAGCACUUGCAGAAUUUAACUAAUACUUAUUAUGUGUAAGCAAUAGCUCCAUCAGCUAUUCGGUGGUUUGUAUAAGUAGUCUUUCUUUGCUUAAUAAAGCUUCUUAAGCCUCCUCUUUUUUUCUAGUGAAAUGUAUUAUGCCAUAUGAUCUUGGUCUAUUUUUUUUUUUUUUUUAAUGCUGCUGCUGAAACUGGUGCAUGUAAUGAUUUGGUUGCCAAUGUUACUCAUAUUAUGUGCAUUA